GUUUGAUUUUUUCAAAUCACAAUUAUUCACAACAAAAAAUUGCAACAAUUAUUGAUUUAUAACAAUAAAACUAAAGUGUUAAUUUAAAAAACUUUGUUGUGUGAAUAUAUUGACAGUGCUGGAUUGCAGCAAAAAUUGAAUUGACUGAAUGAAUACGUAUAAAGUAGGGAAAUAUUUAGUUUAUUGACGGAGUUGGGUUGCGGUUAGCCUAAUAUCCUCUUUUAUAUGGUAAAAGCUCAAAUCCUUUCACAUUACAAGGAAAAUGGAAUGAGUGCUUUAAUGGAGCUUCAUAUGACUAAUGACUCCCUUGUGAGUUGUGGAUGACUCCGUUGUAGAGUCAUAAAAUGGCAUCCGCAUCACGGCACCCUUUCAAUUAUUAGUAAAGGUAAUGAAUGGGGAGUUGAAUACAGUAGAGAAAGCCGGAAAAGAAGAGGAAAUGAUUGUACUUGACGAGGGAGAACUCAUACCAGUAGAAGAAAAUGAAACUCCUGGCGUGCAAGCUGACAUGGGAAAGAGCAUAGAAUUUCUAGAAGCACAAAAGGUCAAAGAUCUGGAGAUGGAACUGGAAAAAGUUUCCCAACAUUUAGAUGAAUCAGAAUCCCUAAAUACAAAGUUGAAGGAGGACCUCUUUGUUACAAAAGAGUUGUUAGGAGAAUGCGGGACGAGAUAUGAAGAACUGGAGCUCAACCACCAGAAGUUGCAGGAACACAUUGCUGACACAGAAGGAAGAUACACUUCCCAACUUGCUGCUAAAGAAGAAUUGGAAGUUGAGGUCAAGAUCCUAGAAACUAAGCUUGCAUCAACGCAUGAUCGAAUCGCUGAACUUGAAUCUGCAUUAAGCUCAGCCAUGGAAAAGAAUAAGGAAUUGUCCAAUGAAUUAAAUGAAAAGGAGCAGAAACUGGAGGGCAUGGAAAAAUACCUAAUGGCUGCUGGAAAUAGAGAGAGUGCAGUACUGGAGUCUGGAGAAGCUAGUUUCGGUCAGGGAAGAAAAGGAGGCCAUUAUUCAACAGCUCUCUUCUCAUAUGGACACUGUCUUUGAGUUAACAGAAACACUGACACUCACAAGAUCUCGCUUCUCAGAAACAGAAUCAAAGUUGGAAGAAGCUAUGCAGAAACUUACCCUAAAAGAUACCCAAGCUCGGGAUCUAUCUGAGAAGCUAUGCUCUCUUCAAGAUAUGGUGAAAAUGUAUGAAGAGCAAGCUCGUGAAUCUUCUUCGCUUGCCGAAAGUAUUAAAAAGGAACUCAAACAGACUAUUACACACUGGAGAGAUCAAGUGAGAAUCGCAGAGGAACUGAAAAUUAGAUGUGAUACACUUGAAGGAGAGAAAAAGAGUGCCAUAGCCGAAAAGAAAGAGGAAGUCGAAAGGCAGAAGAAAGUGCUAGAAGACUUGGCCCAUGAACUUACUUCACAAGGGGAAAAGAUGCACCUGCAGCUAUCUUCAGCUUUGAAGGAAAAUAAAGAGCUCCUCCAGACGUAUAAAGAUUCUGAGAAUGAGCUGGUGGAUAGAAUAGCUGAUCUUAAAGAACAACUAUAUGAAACUAAAUCAAGCAAGGAAGCACUACAAUCCCGAGUCGAGAUCCUAACUGCUGAUAUCUCUCGGGAAUUCAAACUUCAGACACUUGUGAGGGAGCUUGAAGAACAAUUAGCGAAUACAAAGACUGAAGUGAAAAAAGCAGAAUCUCAAAGGGAGAUGGAAGCAGAGGCUGCUCUGAGGGAACUGCAAGCUAAGAGUAUUUCAGUAGCAGUUCUGGAGAGGAAAGUUAAAGAACUCGAAGAGACAUUGCAGGCGGAUAGGGCUGGCAAUAUCACCCGCACCCGCGGAUAUCCGUUCAACCCGAACCGAAAAUAUGGACGAAAACCCGAAAAAAAUGGAUGAAAAAUGGAUGACAGGUGGAUUGAAAGACGGGUUGGAUCGGGUGUGGAUGAACACUCGUCCAAUCCAUCACCCGACCCGUCACCCGCUCCAUCCACCCACCCGCUAACCCGCAUAUAAAAAUAAAUAUAUAUUAUAUUAUAUAUAAUAUCUAUUUAAUAAUAAAUAUAAUAAUUAAUAUUAAUGUAUUACGGAGUAAUAGAUAUGUGUAUUUCUUAAUGAAGAAGACACAUAUCUAUGAAUUGGUGAAAUAAAGACAAUUGAAGAGUUUCAAGAAGUGGCAAUUGAACUACGAAAAAUAGUUUUGUGCCGAUGCAGAAAUGUAGGAUUUGAGGAUUUGACAGCUUGAAAAAGUUAUGUCUAUUUUGUUCGACAAACACUUCUUUCUUUAUUGCAGUGAAAUAAUGAUUGUAAUAUACUUAAUUGC
Cuscuta epithymum is the source of this 2301-nucleotide messenger RNA. Lineage: Eukaryota; Viridiplantae; Streptophyta; Magnoliopsida; Solanales; Convolvulaceae. The record is from the annotation of a GenBank genome assembly.